Molecule: messenger RNA, 834 nt
Organism: Corticium candelabrum
Lineage: Eukaryota; Metazoa; Porifera; Homoscleromorpha; Homosclerophorida; Plakinidae
Product: protein canopy homolog 4-like
Exons: 5
Coding region: 23-712 (229 amino acids)
Source: RefSeq, a predicted model, not a curated record
UGCGAGCUACGCGUUGUAUUCGAUGCUGCUGCAUAUUCUGUGUCUGUUUUUGAGCUUAGUUUCGUUUACUCAAGCAUCUGACUCUAUUGAGGAAGACCUUGAUCUUAGUGAGCCAACGAGAUGUGAAUUGUGUUUGUUGAUAAGCCAGGAGUUGGUCAUAGAGCUGGAUAAACAAAUUCGAUUGAACGCCCAGCUGAGCAGCCAAGAGCCGGAAACUAGCCGGAAAUCACACCUUGAUGCAUCCGUGCGGCAAGUCUGUGCGAACAUGUAUUCAUAUGAACUUCAGUCGGAAGACAAAGCAGCACUGAGAUACCAGAGGAAUACACAGAGAAACAUGGAACGAAUGGCAAACAUGUUAACGAACGUCGGCAAACAGAUGAACAAAAUGGGACUGCAAAAGGACAUCGAACGACUCAUCGAUCCAACGGGACACCUCAAAGUAUUAGCAACAAAGUGUCAAGAACUGCUUCGUGAGCUUGAGGAAGACAUCACAACCUGGUUUUUCUACUACCAAGAAAAUACAAAUCUGACUCAAUAUUUGUGCGCAGAGAGAGCCGUUAAGGACGACAGCAGCUGUCUAUCUCAUCGAAUCAUCGACGUCGAACAAGAAAAAAAUGUCAGGCUAAACAGCAACUUGUCUAGGUCGAAAAGCAAAGGCAAACGUAAACAACAAGAGAGGGACGAAGUGAAGCUGGAACACAUUGAACUGUGAUGGCGAUAGUGACCAUCGAAUUGUAGGCAGACUGUACAACAAAUGUAUGACAAACUAGAUAGCUGUAUGAAUCAGUAUCAAACGAGAAAAUGUGAAGCAGUCAAGUUUGCUUCGUCACCGAU